This is a messenger RNA of Osmia bicornis bicornis, 1785 nucleotides long. RefSeq names its product brain protein I3. The coding region runs from base 190 to 594 and encodes 134 amino acids. The record is from RefSeq and is a predicted model, not a curated record. Lineage: Eukaryota; Metazoa; Arthropoda; Insecta; Hymenoptera; Megachilidae. The transcript has 3 exons.
AAAAUCUUGAUCGGGUUAGGUUCAGGCUAUCUUUCUAAGGGGAAAUAGCAAUGUAAUAUUUGUUUUGAAAACGGCUCACGAGACCAGGAGGCCAUUGCGGGUGUUAGCUGUCAAAAAUCUGAUUAUAAAUGAGAAUUAUCUAAUAUCAAAUAUAUAACCGAUAAAAGUGAUUAAUUGGUUUAUCGAACAAUGGAAAAACAGCCACUAAAUCCGGGAGCUGCUAAGCCUUCCACUAUUUCUGCGCCUACAGCACCUAAAUCAACUUCUUCCUGGGAACCACCUCCUUCAUAUAACUCGGCUACGCGAGGAGCAGAAUCUACUUCAUGGCCUCCACCUCCAGGAUAUUAUCCUAGCACAGGGAUAACUACCCAUUCCAAUUAUGUUCCUUCGUAUGGUUCUACGCAAUCAACUGCAGUGAUUAUGCCAGAAAUCAUUUUAGUCGGAGGAUGCCCUGCCUGCAGAGUGGGUGUAAUGGAAGAUGAUUUUACUUGUCUGGGAUUACUAUGUGCAAUUCUGUUCUUCCCAUUUGGAUUAAUUUGCUGCUUGUUGUUAAAGACUCGACGUUGUUCCAAUUGUGGUGCCUACUUUGGUUGAUAUGUUACUAUCAGAUAGUAACAUAUAAUUUCUGUAAAAUAGAAGAAUUGGAGGUGCAUCGUUAGGCUAAUUCUAAUGCAGCUAUAGUUCUAUGAAUGUUGAAUAUAAGAAGAAUUAUAUUAAACCAAUUUGUUACUAAUAUGGUGCAACUAUGAUAAUCCGAACUGGUACAAUGAACAAUGAUUGAUACUACAAUUUUGCAUAUGAUAAUGCAAAAUAAUUUUUCUAUUUUAGAACGAUGCUUCUAAAACAUUUAAUUGUGUGUAAAAUGUAUACAUUACCGGUUUUGUAAAUAUAAUGAGAGCUUAUGAUAUUUUGUAAAUGCUUUCAAAGAGUUCUGAUUAACAUUGUUGCACUUUAUUUUACAAUAAUAAUAAUAACAACGAAUAGUUUAUAUUAUCAUACAUUUUAAAAUAUUGUUAUAAGGUAUUUUAUGAGAAAAGCAAUGAGAAUUAUAAUACUGUUCAGAACAAACUACUUUUGCAGUGAAAAAUGGACUUACACAAAUGUAAAGUCCUUUAGAUUUCAUUGGAGCUUAAUUUAUAUUCCAGUAAGUUCUUGCUUUAAAUAAUUCAUUCAAGUUGCUUUGCAUAUAUGAUUUCAUUAAUUCAAUGAAACAAUUGACACAUAUAACAAUGUUCUUACCAUUGUUUUAUAUUAAUGUUUCUUGGUGCAUAACUUAUAGUAGAAUGAUUUUGCAAAGUAUAUAGGUUUGAAUCUCAGGGGAAGCGUUAGUAGGCUGUAUAAUAGUGUGAAAGGAUGAGUGUAAAACAGCAAUUUGUAUUUUUAUAAAAGAAACAGUAUUGAAGGAUAUUGGGACCAAUUUGAUGAUGAAACCUAUUUGUAUAAAUUGUUACUAUGAAGUGCAUUAUAUUUUUAUAUGCCAUGAUUUUAUUUAAUGUAAAGAAAAAGUUGUAAAAAUUUUCAAAUGAUUCCCUUUUAAACAAUUAAGCUUGGGAAAUGUUAUUUCUAAUGAAUAGUUUUAAAAAAUCAUUACGCUACCCAGAUUCAAACGAAAGGAAUAAAGAUGUUGGAGAUUACUUAAAGGCAUCUAAAACACUAAGUACCUGAAAAUAUAUAAUAUUUUUCUAAUUAAAAGCAUUGCUAUGCAUCUGUAAGAGAAGAUAUGCUUGUCUAGAAACAUAUUUCUGUAAGAAACUGUUAUUAAAAUUUAUUGAAUUAUCAUUGUUA